This is a messenger RNA of Nematolebias whitei (Rio pearlfish), 9008 nucleotides long. Its product is annotated as nucleosome-remodeling factor subunit BPTF. Gene Ontology annotation, cellular component: NURF complex. The record is from RefSeq and is a predicted model, not a curated record. Gene Ontology annotation, molecular function: zinc ion binding; RNA polymerase II cis-regulatory region sequence-specific DNA binding. Bases 48 to 8837 code for a protein of 2929 amino acids. NCBI's taxonomy places the organism in Eukaryota, Metazoa, Chordata, Actinopteri, Cyprinodontiformes, Rivulidae. The transcript has 36 exons. Gene Ontology annotation, biological process: regulation of transcription by RNA polymerase II.
GUUCGAGCGCCGAGAUUGAAGCGGAACACGAGAGCCUCUCUCCUACAAUGAGAGGGAGGAGAGGAAGGCCGCCCAAACAAGCAACCGAGAUGCGGGAAGGUUCACCCGGGCCAGUCCGGGGCUCUCAAGGCGGCAGGAUUAGAGGGAUGCGUGGACGGGGAAGAGGCAGAGGAAGGGGGCGGGGAGGAGGCGGCGGGGCUUGCAGCGUUGGCACCCUGGAGGUGGAUACGGACGUCGGGCGAGAGAACUUUAAUUCGUCUCGCGGCCGUAAGAAAGUUGGAGGCUCCACCGCGGCGGCUGCGGCGACAUCACGGAGCAGAGGCAGGGGCUCGAGAGGCGGCCGCGGCAGCAGAGGCGGAGUGAGGCGGCCUCAAACCAAGGUGGUGUACGACGACAACAGCGACGAGGAGGACGAAAAUUUAAGUUACAGAUCCGACGAGGACGAACUGAACGACAACCCGUCGUCGGGUGUGGAAGAUGAGGAGGCCUUGGGAAACGACUCUGACUAUCUGGAGGACCUACCGGAUGAUGAGGAUGCCAGCUACUGCACGGAGAGUAGCUUUAGGAGCCACAGCACGCUCGAGAGCACCCCAGGCCGGAAACGGAGUCAAGCUCUGCGACCACGCUCUCCUAUUCUUGAGGCCAAGGACAUUCCUCCUUUGGAGCUUCCCAAGUCAUCUGAGGAUCUCCUGGUUCCUGCUUCUCAGCUCCUCAAUGUUUCUGCCAUCUACGAGGUUCUACGCAACUUUGGCACUGUCUUGCGUCUCUCCCCGUUUCGUUUUGAGGAUUUCUGUGCAGCCCUAGCCAGCCAAGAACAGUGCACACUGCUGGCAGAGACGCACAUCUCCUUGCUCAAAGCUAUUCUCAGAGAGGAGGACACUUCCAACACCACAUUUGGACCCGCUGACGUGAAGGACUCCGUUAAUUCCUCUUUGUAUUUUGUGGAUGGUAUGACCUGGCCGGAGGUGGUGCGUGCAUACUGUGAGAGUGACUCAGAAUACCGGCAUAUUCUGCCAUUCCUGGAGAAUGAGGAUUACCCGUAUGAACCAUUAAAGAACAAAAUUAAAGUUCUGCAGUUUUUGGUGGACCAAUUCUUGGCAACAAAUAUCGCCCGAGAGGAGCUUAUGUCAGAAGGAGUAGUUGCCUACGAUGACCACUGCAGGGUGUGUCAUCGUCUCGGUGACCUGCUGUGCUGUGAGACAUGUUCAGCUGUUUACCAUUUGGAGUGUGUGAAGCCUCCAUUGCAGGAAGUGCCAGAGGACGAGUGGCAGUGUGAGGUGUGUGUGGCGCACAAGGUACCCGGUGUGGCAGACUGCAUCCCUGAAGUGCAAAAGACAAAACCGUGUCUUCGUCAGCUACCUGUUGGAUAUGACCGACACCACCGUAAAUACUGGUUCCUGAAUCGCAGACUUGUUAUUGAAGAGGAAGGUGAACAGGAGGAUAAAACCAUCUGGUACUACAGUGCCAAGGUCCAGCUAGCUGAGCUGAUAGAGCGCUUGGAUAAGGAAUACUGGGAGGCCGACCUUUAUGCAGCCCUUGAGGAGAUAAGAGAUGAGGUGCACGCUCAUAUGGAUAUUACUGAAGAUCUAACCAACAAGGCUCGAGGCAGCAACAAGUGUUUUCUUACUGCUGCAAAUGAGGAGAUCCUGGAGCGACUGCGCGCUAAGAAAGAGGAGGAGCUGGAGGAGGUAAAAAGACGAGCUGCUGAGGAGGCCCAGAAAGCGCGGAUGGAAAAGGAGAAGGAGGCAGAAGUGGAGAAGCAAGAUGAAAAGACGGAGCUUAAGGACGAGGGGCAACAGGAUGGAGGGAUGAAGGAAGAGCCAGAGACCAAAGAAGAGCUCACACAGGAAAAUAAGGAUUGUGUUGCAAGUAAAGCUUCCUCCACUGGCCUGGAAGGCGGCAGCAUCCCAGAUGAACCUGUUCCCCCAUCAGCCUCUCUUCCAACACAAUCCUCCUCUGUCAGCUCUGGUCUGGCCACUGCGAUGCCAAAGCCCGUAACGUCCACUGUGGAGGUCCGGUCAGAAGGAUGUACCAGCGUGGAGGUGUCUAACAAAGCCGAAGAAAACGCAUCGUCAGUUUCCGUCCCUGUUUAUGGAGAUGUCAUCCCCACCCUGACUCAUCCCUCUGAGGAGAACAGUAACAGCAGCUUAGGGACCGGUGUCCCACCCAGAGUUCCCGAACCCCCAGACUUAGCAGACAGGUCCUCUCAGUCCUCUAUGGCAAGCCUUGAUGACGCAGGGGAUAGUAAAGAUUCAACCAAUGGGGACGCAGCAAAUCUCAGCAGUAAGAAGUCUUCGUCCACUCGAAUGGUGACCCGACUGAGGAAUCCAGACAGCAAGCUGAGUCAGCUGAAAAAUCAACAGGUUGCAGCUGCUGUUCAUGAAGCCAACAGGGGCUUCAAGGAGGGCAAAGAGGUACUGGUAGUAAAUGCACAAGGCGACAUCACCCGGGUAAGCACACGCAGCAGCAAAGAGGUGGUGAUGAAGGGAACCCUCAGCCAGUACUUCAAACUUGGUCAGGAGGGCAAGUAUCGCGUCUACUAUAACCAGUUCAGCUCCAAUCUUCUGGCCCUCAACAAGCACCAGCACAGAGAGGACCAUGACAAGAGGCGACACCUCUCCCACAAGUUUUGCAUGACAACAGCGGGGGAUUUUAAAUGGAACGGGUCUAUUCACGGCUCUAAGGUUCUGACCAUCUCCACAUUGAGACUCACCAUCAUCCAGCUUGAGAACAAUGUCCCAGCACCAUUCAUGCACCCUAACUGGGCCUCACACAGGACCAAUUGGAUCAAAGCUGUUCAGAUGUGCAGUAAGGCUCGAGAAUUUGCUCUGGCUUUGGCCAUCCUGGAGUGUGCCAUCAAACCUGUGGCUCUGCUGCCUGUCUGGAAAGACUCACUGGGUCAUACAAGGUUAAAUCGCAUGACAUCAAUGGAGCGUGAAGAGAAAGAGAAAGUGAAGAAGCGAGAAAAGAAGCUGGAAGAUGAGGAGACGAUGCAACAAGCAACCUGGGUCAAAUACACAUUUCCAAUCAAGCACCAGGUGUGGAAGCAGAAAGGAGAGGAGUAUCGUGUUACAGGUUAUGGAGGCUGGAGUUGGAUCAGUAAGACCUACGUACCACGCUUUGUACCCAAGCUUCCUGGCAACACUAACGCCAACUACCGCAAAGAACUGGAAGAUGCUAAAUUAGGCAAGAAAUGUUCUCUGCUGGACUUGAGUCGACGGCCCAGUAUAAUCGCACCAGAGACUCAGGACAGUGCUGCUGUAAGCAGUGAAGCAAAAGAUCAAAACUUCACAUGUCUCUCUAAGCCACUUGCUGAAGAGGUGGACCCCACAGAGAAGGUGGAGGAAACAAAGGAAGAACUGAAUGACAAAGAGACUAAGACAGAGUCGUCGUCUGCAGAGGAGUUUCCUGCAAAUAUGGAAGUGGAUCUGAAAGAGACAUCAAAAGAAAAGCAAGAGUACAGUCAUGAAGAAAAGGUUUCCCUGAAAGAGGAACCAAUAGAUGACUCUCAGCGGCCUUUCAACUACGAUGUUGUAGAUGUCUGCAAGGGCUUCCUUACCCGCAUCGCCUACAAGAAGGUGAAGACCUCCAAGCUGGACGGCCUGCUGGAGCGCAGAGUCAAGCAGCAUGUGAUUGAAGAGAGGCAAAGACAGCAGCUUUCUGCCUCCAAACCACUGCUGUCUUCACCAGUUCCAGUUCCAUCUUAUACAGGCCCCGCUUUGAGCACACCAGUUAGGCCGCAGUCACCGCUCAGGCCCCGCAUUCUCACGCAGACUCAGUGCACACUGGGGGAAGCUGCGGAAGUGGAGGAGAAACCUUCCACGACACAAACUCCAAGAGAUCCUGGAGGACAAGAGGAAGGAGAGAGUGCUGCUGAGCUCUCUAACACUCCUUCCCCUGUUUCAGACUCAACACACAAAGGUAGUUGCAACACGGGUACUGGUGAAAACUCAGAUUUACUGCUAGAUCAAACCACCUCCAUGCACCAAGGAAUGGAGGAAAGGACUACAGGGCCAAAAGAAACCAGUCCAGAAAGUUCGGAACAAGAGGGUCAUGUGAAAGAUGCAGAAGAUGGGCGAAUUCAAAGCUCAUUAGAGCAACAAACAGCCUGCAUUGCAUCAAAUGUAACCAAGGCUGAACACCCUGAAAAUGUAGACUCUGACUCUGUAAGGACGCUUUGUAGUAUUCUCGACCAAAAACACAGUCCGACCACAUCUCAUUUUAAGCCCGUUGAGCAAAAUCUAGAAAGUGGAAGCUCUGUGCGUUCUGGCACGGAGGAAAAUGGCUUGGGGCCAGAGGAGAAACAAGACUGCAUGCAGAAUGUUGGAUACAAUGGAACUGUGUCUGAUGGCACUACCAAACCAGUUUCUCUUCAAGUAAAUGGUAACGAUGGUUUGGAAGGUAAAAGCAUUGUGAGUAACUCUGUAAUGAACUUGAAUAAUGGCGUGUUCACAGACGGUCCCAAGUUGAAUAGCAUUGGUAAAGUUGAAGAACAAAAACUGGCUCUGUCACUGAAAGAUAGCACCCAGCUGAAAACUUUAUUAAAUGGAGAUCUGACCCCUGUAAAUAACAGGUUGGUAAAUAAAGAUCCAUGUUUAGACUCUGAGGUAGAGGAACAGGCAAUAAUGUCGGACCAGGACUACAAACCCCCUCUUAAGAUGUCAAGGCUUGAAAACAACAUGGAUCCAGUUGGAGCUAAUACUCUGAGCCUUUUGCAGAACAACAGCACCUCAGCUUUUAAUGCUGUGGAGACGAAACCCACUCCUGUGGCCAAGGUCAUAAGAAUGGCUCCCUCUCCUAUUCCUUCAGCAGAGGAGUCCAGUCUGAGUGACGACUUUGCAGAGGAAAACAGUAACAGUGGGUCAACUGAACAGUUCAAGACCAUCAUUACCCAGGUAACCACGACCUCCACCGCAACGGUUGUCUCCACUGAGACGAGGGUAUCCAGAAUGCAGCUGAAAGCAUCCGGUGAAUCGACGAAACCUGUGUUGGCGACGGAGAGCAGCGCAGUCUCUACCCUCUCUACCAUGACCAAAACUACAGUGACCAAAAUCUCUUCCUCCGAACUCGAUAGUCAGUCAGAAGACAGCCAGAGUGAAGUAGUGAUGCAGGAACAGGAAACAACACAGUCUGCCUCUAUUUGUGAGUCAACAACAGUCACUGGUGGUAAAACUACAGUCUCGUCUAUCGCCGUGAGCCAGGAAGACUCGUCGACAAAGGGCUGUGUGCGACUUCUCAAAUUCUCUCGCACAAAGAAAACGCGCUCUGACACAGCUCUUCCUUCUUACCGAAAGUUUGUCACCAAGAGCAGCCGGAGGAGCAUUUUCGUGCUGCCCUACGACGACGUGAAAGUGCUGGCGAGGCGAGGCGGAUUCCGAGAAGUUCCUGUAUUUAGUUACAAUGCCAAACCUGCUCAGGAUAUCUGGCCGUACCCCUCGCCCAGACCUACAUUUGGUAUCACUUGGAGGUACCGGUUGCAGACGGUGAAGUCUCUGGCUGGAGUGAGCCUCAUGCUGAGACUUUUGUGGGCUUGUCUGAGAUGGGACGACAUGGCUGUGAAACCGUCUGCUGCUGUUGGCACAACACGCACAGCCCUAUCCCCACUCAUUGCUACAGAAACAUCAGAUACUGAAAUCACCACCACCGAGAUCAUAAAACGACGAGAUGUGGGACCUUAUGGUCUUCGCUCCGAAUAUUGUAUCCGCAAAAUCAUCUGCCCCCUGGGAGUUCCUGAGACUCCAAAAGAAACGCACACUCCCCAGAGAAAAGGUCUGCGCUCCAGUGCCCUGCGCCCUAAGAAGCCCGAACCCACCAAACAGACGGGUCCAGUGGUGAUAGAGACGUGGAUUCCUGAAGAGGAGCUGGACCUUUGGGAGAUACGAGCUUUCUCAGAAAGGGUGGAGAAAGAGAAAGCUCAAGCAGCAGAGCAGGCAAAAAAACGUCUUGAACAGAAAUCAGGGUCAGUCACAGCUACACCAGCAGGAAGUACUGCAACGCCUGCUGCCACGCCAAAGGUCAUUGUUGGCUCCAUUUCAGGCCAGGGCACUCCCAGUGCCAAAGUGGUGCUGUCCACCAAGAUGUGCACCCCCGUCACAUUCCAGCAGAACAAAAACUUCCAGCAGUCCUUUGCCACCUGGGUCAAACAGGGUCAAAGCUCACAAGGAGCAGGCGCAGAGACCACCGUGGCCACAUCUAGUGGACAUACAUUACACAUAACAGGAACCUCAGCCAGUGGAAAGGUUGUGACCACAAAGCUGCCGCUACCUGCCAACAGCAAGAUCGUCACAGUUAAUGUGCCAACGACACAAGGAGGUGUGGUUCAGCAGAAAGUGUUGGGCAUCAUCCCGUCCAGUACGGCAGGUGGUUCCCAAACCUACACCACAUUCCAGCCACGCACUACCACGCUUAAUAUCAAGCCUAAUACUACCGGCUCCCAACAGCAGGUUCUAGCAGGUAAUGGUCAGAUUCGUCCAGGAAUGACAAUGAUACGAACCCCAAUCCAGCAGACGGGAGCAGUUGGAAAGACAAUUCUUCGUACACCCCUCGUGGUCCAGCAAGGUCAGAGUGGACAGCAGGUAGUGACACAGAUAAUCCGUGGCCAGCCAGUUUCCACGGCAAUAUCUGCUGCCAGUCCUGUCACCGCAGGAACUUGUCAGGGUGUUGCCAGUCCCAACGCAGCAGUCCAAACACCUCCUGGCGUGCCACGGCCGCCGGGCCAAGGCCAGGUUAAACUCACUAUGGCCCAGCUGACACAGCUCACUCAGAAGCAGCAGGCUAGUUCGGACCGACUGGCUGGUGUUGGUAGUCCUCCACAGGCUUUGACUGUGAUGGUUCAAGGCCAGGGUCAGACCACCGGCCAGCUGCAGCUUAUACCUCAAGGGGUCACCGUCAUUCCAGGACCUGGCCAACAACUCAUGCAGGCAGCACUGCCCAAUGGCCAGGUGCAGCGGUUCCUCUUCACCCCUCUAGCCGCUGCAGCUACACCUGCAUCAAGCACAGCCGCUACAACUUCCAGCCAGUCCAUCUCCAACCCCAACAAAGCCCCAACGCAGCCUGGACAGCAGACUGUUGCUCCAGUCCAGGCAGGGACAUCUCCACUGUCCAUUGCUAGCACCCAGUCAUCAGCUACUCAUCAGAGCCAGUUACCCACUCUGACGCAGGCCCAUAUGCCCAUUCAGUCUCCCACUUCACUGCAGGUCAAAGCUCAGGGGGGAACAUCCCAGCUGCAGCUACAGCAGAACCCCCAGAUCAUCAGCAUGUCUGGACUACAGCAACAGGUACAGGUUCUGGCACAGCUACAGACUCAACAGGGUGGAGGUUCUCUGCCACAGCACAUCAAACUACAGCUUCCCAUCCAGAUACAACAGAGUGGAACCACUUCAGCUCAGGGGGGACAGAUUGGAAAUGUAGUUACCAUCCAGGCAGCAUCUGUCCAAGAGCAACUGCAGAAGAUCCAGCAAUUAAGAGAGCAGCAGCAGCAGAGGAAGAAACAAGCGGCCGAAGCAAAGCGAGAGCUCGCCCUCAACGCAGUCAACCAGAGCGACGUUAUUCAGAAACAGGUGGUUAUGAAACAAAAUGCUGUGAUCGAGCACCUUAAGCAGAAGAAGACUAUAACUCCUGCAGAAAGAGAAGAAAAUCAGAGGAUGAUUGUGUGCAACCAAGUGAUGAAGUACAUCCUGGACCGAAUAGACAAAGAUGAGAGGCAGGCGGCCAAGAGGAGAAAAAAGGAAGAGGUUGUGGAGGCCAAGAGGAGGUUAGCUAACGCUAGCAAGCUCUCAAUGCUUCUUUACAGACACAAAGAGAGCCUCAAGAUGGAGAUUCUGAAGAAGCGGGCGCUUCUUGACAAGGAACUGCAGCUGGAGGCUCAGGAGGAGUUAAAGAGGGACCUGUUGCGGAUGCGAAGGGAGAAGGAAAAGGCUCAUGCAGCAGCUCUCCAGGCAGCUCAGGUGGCUGCAGCUGCGGCAGCCCACAGUCAGAAACAUCAAACUCUGAUCCACAAACACGUUUCUUCAAAGCACCACUUCACCACAACCGUCACCUCCACACACAAGAGGAAACGGGAAGAGGAAAGCGAGAUGGCUACAGCAGCCAAGUCCAAGAAGAAGAAGAUGAUCUCUACAACAAGCACAAAGGAGAGCAAGAAGGAUGUAAAGCUGUACUGCAUCUGCAAGACGCCCUACGAUGAGACCAAAUUUUAUAUUGGUUGCGACCUUUGCACUAACUGGUAUCAUGGAGACUGUGUGGGCAUCACAGAGAAGGAGGCGAAGAAGAUGGACGACUACAUCUGUGUGGAGUGUAAACGGGGUCAAGAGGGCAGCACGGAGGAACUGUACUGCAUCUGUCAGACUCCAUAUGACGAGUCUCAGUUUUACAUCGGCUGUGAUCGAUGUCAGAACUGGUACCACGGACGCUGUGUGGGGAUCCUGCAGAGCGAGGCCAACCACAUCGAUGAGUAUGUGUGCCCACAGUGUCAGUCCACAGAGGACGCCAUGACGGUCUUCACGCCGCUCACCGAUAAGGACCACGAAGGCCUGCGAAGGAUCCUGCGUUCCUUACAGGCACAUAAAAUGGCAUGGCCAUUCUUGGAGCCAGUGGACACGAAUGACGCCCCUGAUUAUUACAGGGUGAUCAAGGAACCAAUGGACUUGUCCACCAUGGAGGAGAGGUUACACAAACGGGGGUACGUCAAGCUGACAGAAUUUGUAGCAGACAUGACCAAAAUCUUUGACAACUGCCGAUACUACAAUCCCAGCGACUCGCCCUUUUACCAGUGUGCCGAGGUUCUGGAGAACUUCUUCGUCCAGAAGCUCAAAGGCUUUAAAGCCAGCAGAUUGUGAUGUCUAACUCCAGGGUGCCGGGGGUCACUCUUAAACAUAACUUAAUUUUUUUUUUUUUAUCUCGGAUGUUGCUGUUUUUACUUGUUUAAAACAGCAUUAAAGACUUUGUAAGAACGUGGCCACACAAUAGGUGUGAUGAUUUUUUUUAUUAUUAUUUUAAAAACUAACAAG